Messenger RNA from Spodoptera frugiperda (fall armyworm), 735 nucleotides. Its product is annotated as larval/pupal rigid cuticle protein 66. The coding region runs from base 145 to 657 and encodes 170 amino acids. The transcript is spliced from 2 exons. Gene Ontology annotation, cellular component: extracellular matrix. The record is from RefSeq and is a predicted model, not a curated record. NCBI's taxonomy places the organism in Eukaryota, Metazoa, Arthropoda, Insecta, Lepidoptera, Noctuidae.
UGGCGACCCUAUCUCGUUCGUCAGAAUCCGGCCUAUAUCUCAAGUUCGUCAAGUGACCGCGCGUCGGCGGCAGGACAGCGGUAUAUAAGCUCGCGGUGUAUGUGCAGCGUAUCAUUCGAUCAGUGAAGUACUUCAGGAUCAGCAAUGGCAGCCAAGUUCGUAGUUCUCGCCGCCCUAGUGGCCAUCGCUCACUGCUCCGUGGUGCCAGUGGCGCGAGUAGACGCCGACUACACCAGCUUCGCAUACGACGUGGCCGACCCCAACACCGGCGACUUCAAGAGCCAGGUGGAGACCCGCGUGGGCGGCAACGUGGCCGGCCAGUACUCCCUGCUCGACGCCGACGGCACCAAGCGCACUGUGGACUACACCGCUGACGACGUCAACGGAUUCAACGCCGUGGUGCGCAAGGACCCCGCUGUUGUCGCUGCCGCCCCCGCUGUAGUGGCUGCCCCCGCCGUCGCCGCGCCCGCUGUGAUCGCCGCCCGCACCGUGGCCGCUCCCGCCGUGUACGCCGCUCCCACUGUGUACGCCGCUCACGCCGCCCCCACCGUGUACGCCGCUCACGCCGUCCCCUCCGUCUACGCCGCUCCCUCUUUCUACUCGUACGGUGCUCCCGCCGUGUACUCCGCCCCCCUCACUUACGCCGCUAAGUGGUAAACAAUGACGCCUGUUGUGUUGCGAUGAUGGUGCUGCCUUGUAAAUAAAUUAAUUUAAGUAAAAAGUGAAACUACCUAA